This is a messenger RNA of Suillus paluster, 1266 nucleotides long. Its product is annotated as tRNA-splicing endonuclease subunit sen54 N-term-domain-containing protein. Gene Ontology annotation, cellular component: tRNA-intron endonuclease complex. Gene Ontology annotation, biological process: tRNA-type intron splice site recognition and cleavage. The coding region runs from base 1 to 1266 and encodes 421 amino acids. The record is from RefSeq and is a predicted model, not a curated record. The transcript is spliced from 5 exons. Lineage: Eukaryota; Fungi; Basidiomycota; Agaricomycetes; Boletales; Suillaceae.
AUGUAUACAUCACAUACUAAGCGCAGCAGAAAGAUUGGUACUGUGCGUCCAGUAAUCCCAAAACGCGGAGAGAAAGACUUUGAGCCCGCUCCAGGAGGAGGGUCAGGUCUUCAGGUUCAUGUUCUGGAUCGAGCACGCGCUGCGAUGUUUGACGCCCUCAGAGCUGAUCGCACUAUAUCUAGUAAAUCUGCCAGCUAUGGAAUCUGGUAUCCGGGGAUAUCUCGCGUUCAUGUUACCGUCGCCAGAGGUAUUCACUUUUCUGUCAUGGGUCAUUCAGCAGCACGGCCUACACACACGGAAAAUGGGUCAUCGAAGCUGCAGAAGAGACUAGAGUUGCUGCCAGAAGAGGCGCUUUAUCUGAUUGAAAGGGGCGCUCUGUUCUGCUGGAAGGACAUUCAAGCAGAUUUGACUGGUUUGGGUGACGUUGAGGGUUCUCCCAUGUCUGUUCAACAGGCUUUCGCAGAAAUAGUUGGAAAGGAAGACUUGACGCUCGAAAAAUAUCAGGUCUUUGCGUACUUGAGGCGUUUGGGGUAUGUCGUCACCCGAACAGAUCCACCCAGCCCUAGCUACCCAGUGCCGCCACCCCGCCUGGCGAAUGGUGGAGUACCUUUCACAUUCUUUCGAAGAUUGUCAUCGAUUUUCUCACUGUUUUCAACGAGACUUGUGAGAUUUUGGAGAGGAACGCUGAAUUGGUGGAGGCCGCUGAGGAUAAGUCGGUGGAUACAUCACAAUAAAUCAUAUGGCGAAGUCUUCAAGUCUCUGCGUAUCAUACCUACAGGUCACUCCGUCGCACCUCAUUCAAGUUGUGUGACGCCUGUCGCACCGUCAUCUCCAUACAAAAUAUUCUACAACAUGUACAAGCCCUCGACCAACUUCCGGAAAACAUCUCCGCCACAACCAGAUUUCCAAAUUGUCGUUGUCGACGCGCGAACUGCGUUUGUUCCUUCUCUGUACGAAAUGACGGAGUUAUUCAGUGUUCUCCCGGAAACUCCCCCGCCUCUCCCACGAAAGCGCGGUGCACCUCCAGGAGUUCAACCACCUCCAGCAGCGGCCACGUCGCCCGCCCACACAUCAACAUUCCGACGCCUUUUCCUGUGGCUGUUGCCGUCGUUAACACCACCGCCUACAUCGUCUCAACAACGGCCUCAUCCGUUUGCAGCACUCAAGGCUGGCAAAAAGAACAUAGUCAUUGCGGCUGUUGACUCGGGCAACAUUAGUUUCUUCCGAUUCAGUCAAGGGGCUUUUGAAGAAUGGCCAACUCUAUAG